This is a messenger RNA of Priapulus caudatus, 1965 nucleotides long. RefSeq names its product tetratricopeptide repeat protein 1-like. The transcript has 7 exons. Gene Ontology annotation, molecular function: phosphatase activity; protein binding. The record is from RefSeq and is a predicted model, not a curated record. Lineage: Eukaryota; Metazoa; Priapulida; Priapulimorpha; Priapulimorphida; Priapulidae. Bases 112 to 1032 code for a protein of 306 amino acids.
CAGAAGAAUUUGCAUCCGAUUGAGGCCAAAGUUUAUCCCUGGGAAUCUGCUAUUGAGAUAUACAACAUCUUAAAAGUCAUUUCCCCUAGAGGUGUGGUCUAAAACAGGAGGAUGAGCCAAGUGAUCGAGGAGACGAAGGCGGGGCUACCGACUAAUGAAGCUAUCAUUGAUGAUCUGACCAAGGAUCUGGAACAGUCAUUGGAAGGGAGUGGGUGUGCACCUGAGAUGGCAAACGAAGACGUUCCAGAAAUUGGCAGUGCAACCACCGCAGUAUCAGGGAAAGAGAAGGAAAGUGAUGCUGCAUUUAAAUCUAUGGUAGUAAAUGCCAGUGAGGGAGAAAAGGACAGCAAUCUUGACUCAUCCAGUGAUUCAGAUGAACCAAGCAGAACAGAGAUUGAGGAAGUUGUCAUUGAUGAAGAUUACCUCAAGGCGUUGGAAGAAAAGAUGACCACAGAAGAAAAGGAAGAAAACAGAAAGGAGUCUCAGGACCUGAAGUCUGUGGGUAACAAAUGCUUCAAGGAGGAGAAGUACAAAGAGGCAUUCGACAAUUAUGCACAUGCUCUGCAAAUAUGCCCAUUGUCAUUUUUCAAAGACAGGAGUAUCAUGUAUUCUAACCGUGCUGCUACGCGCCUUAGGCUCGGGCAAAAGGAAGAGGCAAUCCUGGACUGUAGUAAAGCUGUGGAAUUGAAUCCCAACUACCUAAAGGCAGUUUUACGAAGAGCACAAACAUAUGAGCUGUUGGAGAAACUGGAUGAGGCUCUAGAGGAUUAUCAGAAGGUCGUAAACCUAGAUCCCACAAACCAGGAAGCUCGUGAGGCAUGCUUGAGGCUGCCUCAUGAGAUUGAAGAGCGCAACGAGAAGUUAAAAACGGAGAUGAUGGGAAAAUUGAAAGACCUUGGAAACAUGAUUUUGCGACCAUUUGGAUUCUCGACAGACAACUUUAAUCUGGAAAAGGAUCCAAAUACUGGCAGUUAUUCCGUGCAGUUCAGCCAAGGGGCGCCCCCUCCUAAUACACCUGGCAAUGGCAAGUAGGUUUGAGUGUGCUGUAUCAGCCAACGAGAUAUAGCAUAGUAUAAUGUUAAUAAAGACAGGUAUGUCUUAUUCAUGUACUAGACAAUGGAUUACUCUUCGACUACAUUUAUCAGAUAAUUUUCUGCACCGUCAUUUCACUAAAUUUAAUUGUGUAUGGCUAUAUUUCCUCAUCAGUUCACUUAAAUUGCUUUUUGUCACCUCGAGGAUUGUAUGACAUCUGUUGCACUUCUACAGCUACAAUAAAAUUCAUUUUGAAUUGGGGUUUUGUCUAAACUAUGUUGAAUUAUCUUGCACAGUUAUAUUAAGCAGGUAAUUGUUAAUAUUAUUUUUUUAUGUGACUCUGGCCAAACCCAUUUUUCUCCCAAAAUUUACACACCAAGUAUAUAGUGGUUCUAAAAGUCACUGUUCAUGUCCAUCUAAAUAGUUUUUGAAAAAGACCAGGCAGGGGACUGAUUUUGUGGUUUUUUUUGAGGACACUGAACUAUCACAAUUUUAUUAUUAUUCCUCAAAUAUUUUGUAUCAUUGUAUAUGAAUACGAGUUUCUAUGUACGAAAUGUCCAAAAUGUCUUCUAAUACUUGAUAGAUAAAGGUACUGGAACUUAUCUUUCAUUGAAACACAUUAGUAAACAAACAAGUUCUGUUUGGUUUCCUUACAGUAAGCAACUUGAAACAUGGUGCUGUUAGUUGCUUAGCAUGAUUGCUUUGCAGGAUAGCUGCAAUGCAUUCGAUAUUACAGUGGAACAUGUAACCGGUUUAUCUCAACUUAUUGAAAUAGUCAUGCUUGUUAUUGAUUGUGGCUGUAUUGUAGCUAAUGGUAUUUAAUUAUUUGUAUGUCUAUAAAAGCAUUGAACCACUUUACAUUGUCCGUCAAAUAUGUCCUGGGCUACUAUUGUAUUGUAAACUGAUGAUUAGAGAAUAAAUGCUGUGAUAUUA